UGUUGGUGUUCAUCAUGUCAUCUCAUGGAGGGCUAUGCUUUAUCGUGUUUCAGUGCUCAGUCUUUGUCUACAGCAGCGUUCAGAAGCACACCCGCCAUCUCAGAUGUCUGAUUUUACUACAAUUUUCCUAUUAUCAGCCGUCAUGUCCGUUAUCAGCCAGAGCGAAAGUAGUUAGCCGCUUUCAGUGUGAGCCGCAGAUAUUUGCAUCCCUGAGUUUAAUCAGAAGCUCCUCUUUCACAGGAUCCGAGAUGUCGCUCGCCCCUUAAAUCACUUUCUGCACCACCGAAAGUGACUGCUGUCCUCAGCCCAUCUGUUUGCCUGCUCUUCACCUUCAGCCUCGGCCUGGUCUGUGAGCAGUCAUGACCAAAUCAUACGAGUUCAACUGGCAGAAACACGUUCCUGACUUCCUGCAGGAAGGAGCUGUGUUUGACCGAUUCGAUGAGGAUCCCUUCGUCUUUGAGCCCAGCUGCCAUUUCAAAGUCGACGAGUUUGGCUUCUUUCUCACGUGGAAAAGUGACGGAAAGGAAGGUCAGCUUCUAGAAAGUUCUCUGAUCAACAGCGUCCGUCCCGGAGUCGUGCCGAAGGACCCGAAGAUCCUGGCGUCUCUGGAAGCGGCGGGGAAGAGCGAGGCGGAUCUGGACGGUCGCAUCAUCUGCGUCUGCAGUGGGCCGGACCUGGUCAACCUCAGCUUCAUGUACAUGGUGACGGACAACACGGAUACGGCCAAGAAAUGGAUGGAAGGCCUGAAAUCAGUGAUUCACAACUUCAAGGCGAAUAACGUGUGUCCAAUGACGUGUCUGAAGAAGCAUUGGAUGAGACUCUCCUUCGUAACAAAUGUCAACGGCAAAAUCCCGGUCCGAUGCAUAACACGGACGUUCGGCUCGGGUAAAACAGAGAAGGGAAUCUUCCAGGCGCUGAAGGAGCUCGGUCUCCCCAGCGGGAAGAAUGAUGAAAUCGAGCAUUCGGCCUUCACCUUCGACAUCUUCUACGCUCUGACGCAGAAGAUCUGCCCUCGCACGGACAUCGAGGAGCUCUUCAAGAAGAUCAACGGAGACAAAAGUGAUUAUUUAACCUUAGAGCAGUUAGUCAGCUUUCUGAAUGAAAACCAGCGGGACCCUCGACUCAACGAGAUCCUCUUCCCCUUUUAUGAAGCCAAACGAGUCAUGCAGAUCAUUGAGAAGUACGAGAGAGACGCCGACUUGAAAAAGAAAGGUCACAUGUCCAGCGAUGGCUUCUGCCGCUACCUGAUGUCAGACGAGAAUGCGCCGGUGUUUCUGGACCGUCUGGAUCUGUGUCAGGAGAUGGAGCAUCCGCUGGCUCAUUACUUGAUCAGCUCCUCACACAACACCUACCUGACGGGCCGGCAGUUCGGCGGGAAGUCCUCGGUGGAGAUGUACCGACAGGUGCUGCUGUCUGGAUGCAGGUGCGUGGAGCUGGACUGCUGGGACGGUAAAGGUGAGGAUCAGGAGCCCAUCAUCACUCAUGGAAAGGCCAUGUGCACCGACAUCUUGUUCAAAGAUGUAAUUCAAGCCAUAAAGGACACGGCGUUUGUAACGUCUGAAUAUCCUGUCAUUCUGUCGUUUGAGAACCACUGCAGUAAAACGCAGCAGUAUAAGAUGGCCAAGUACUGCGAGGAGAUCUUCGGAGAGCUGUUGCUGAAGCAGCCGCUGGAGGGAUUCCCAGUACGUGAUCUAUUCCCCCGCACACAGAUCCAGACCUUCAUGGAAAAUAUCGAAGCCGGGCAGCCGCUGCCAUCGCCCAGCGACCUCAAGCGCAAAAUACUCAUCAAGAACAAGCGCUUGAAGCCUGAAGUGGAGCAGAAGCAGCUGGAGUCAUUUAAGAAGCACAUGGAGGCUGGAGAGAUGAGCAUACAGACCGGAGAAGAUGAGAACGAUGAAGAUCUGGACAGCGCGCUGGAAGGUAAAGAGCUGAACUCAGACAUGAAGACCAGCAACACUCUAUCUCUGUCGGAGGAUCCCAGCGAUCCGGACGCACAGGACAGCAGCCUCAGGAAGAAGAUCCCAGAUGAAGACGUCACCGAGAUCUCAGAAGCGACUGAAAUCACGGACGCCACCGACGUGUCCGAAGCGUCGGAGCUGGAGAACAAGAAGAAGGGUGUAGAAACGGCUGAAGAUGCUGAUGCCGAGCAGCAGCUCAUCGCCUCGUAUAAGUAUGAAGGAGCCACGACCAACAUCCACCCGUACCUGUCAGCAAUGGUCAACUACGCUCAGCCCGUCAAGUUCCAGAGCUUCGAGGUCGCCGAGGAGAGGAACAUCCAUCACAACAUGUCGUCCUUCAACGAGUCUGUGGGUUUGGGCUAUCUGAAGACGAACGCCAUUGAGUUUGUGAACUACAACAAGCGGCAGAUGAGCCGCAUCUACCCCAAAGGAGGCCGCGUGGACUCCAGCAAUUACAUGUCUUCUGUCUUCUGGAACGCCGGCUGCCAGAUGGUGUCUCUGAACUUCCAGACUCCAGAUCUGGGCAUGCAGCUGAAUCAGGGGAAGUUCGAGUACAACGGCGCAUGCGGGUACCUCCUGAAACCAGACUUCAUGCGCCGCGCUGACAGAAUGUUCGACCCGUUCUCUGAGACGCCAGUAGAUGGAGUGAUAGCAGCGACCUGCAGCGUUCCUCAGGUGUUCUCGGGUCAGUUCUUAUCGGAUAAGAAGAUCGGCACGUAUGUGGAGGUGGACAUGUACGGCCUUCCCACCGACACCAUCCGGAAAGAGUUCCGCACACGUAUGGUGAUGAACAACGGCCUGAACCCGUACUACAACGAGGAGCCCUUCGUCUUCAGGAAGGUGAUCCUGCCGGAUCUGGCCGUGCUGCGCAUCGCUGUGUACGACGACAACAACAAGCUGAUCGGUCAGAGGAUCCUGCCGCUAGACGGACUGCAGGCGGGUUACCGACACAUCUCGCUGCGCAACGAGGGGAACAAGCCGCUGUCACUGCCCACCGUCUUCUGCAACAUCGUCCUGAAGACAUAUGUGCCAGAUGGCUUCGGCGCCAUCGUUGACGCUCUUUCUGAUCCAAAGAAGUUCCUCACCAUCGCAGAGAAACGCGCCGAUCAGAUGCGAGCUCUCGGGAUCGAAACGAGCGACAUCGCAGACGUUCCCAACGAAAGCUGCAAGAGCGAUAAGAAGGGAAAAGUGAGUCAGGUGAAGACCAACGUGACGCCGCAGAGCAGCUCCGAUGUGAACGCCACACAGAACAACGUCAGCGAGAACAAACGCGAUAACUUUGCCAUUUUGAAUCUGGUGAACAUUGAAGAUUUGAAGCAGAUGAAGACCUUCAUUAAACUGAUGAAGAAGCAGCAGAAGGAACUGAACACGCUAAAGAAACGACACGCUAAGGAACACAACGCCAUGCAGAAAUCACACUGCACGCAGGUGGACAGAAUGGUGGCUCAGCAUGACAAGGAGAAGUUCUCGCUGGAGAAGCUGCUGGAGAAGGCCAUCAAGAAGAGAGGAGAAAACAACUGCUCCGAGUUAAAGAAGGAAACGGCCAUUAAGGUUGAGACGCUCACGACAGACCAUAAAGAAAAGGUGAAGGACAUUGUGGCGCAGCACACUAAAGAGUGGUCAGAGAUGAUCAACUGUCACAGCACAGAGGAACAAGAAAUGAAGGACGCCCAUGUGACGCAGCAGUGUGAGCUCCUCAGGAAGCUGCUGGCCAGCGUUCAGGAGCAGCAGACACUGCAGCUCAAGCUCAUCCACGAGCGGCAAAGCAAAGAGAUGAAGGGCAAUCAGGCGAAGACGUCGAUGGAGAACAGCAAAGCCAUCAGCCAGGACAAGAGCAUCAAAAACAAGGCGGAGCGCGAGAGGAGAGUUCGGGAGCUGAACAGCAGCAACACCAAAAAGUUCCUGGAGGAGAGAAAAAGGCUGGCCAUGAAGCAGGCGAAGGAGCUGGAGCAGCUGCAGAAGUCUCAGCGCGAGCAGCUGGACAAACUCGAGAAGUUCAACGAGCAGCUUUUGAAAUCACAUCAUGCAAACAGUCAGACUCAAGGCCAAAGACAUGCAGAAGAUGGUGAAGCUGGAGGAGGACAUGGACCGCAGACCAGCCACGGUGGUGUAAGCGCUCCACCCGUCAACUGAGACGAGAGCGGACCCUCACCAACCUCCACACGAGCGAGCUCCGUCCCGUCGGGCUCCGUCUUCAUCUGUGCUUCAUCCCGACUCUCUGCAGCCUGCAGUCUGUAAACCCCGCCCCUACCUCAGCUCUAGUCCCGCCCACCGCGGUUAACUCCUCCUCUGCAGCGGCGUCCAGCCAAUCCGACUCUUACCGUAGCUCCGCCCACGCCGCUCAGACCAGCUCCUGAGGACAUGUUUUUAUACACCACCAUCAUCAUCAUCUUCAUCAGCAGCGCUGCAGCCAUUAUGGGCCGACAACUCAGAAGUGUUCUUUUCAGCUCGUAUCUUAACUGAGCUAGUUAACCGUAGCAGAGUCAGGCGAACGAUGCGCUUUGCACCGUUCCUGAGCACUUUAUAUGUGAUAGGAUUCAGAGGAUCUUUGCCGAUGUAGCAGAGCUCUAGCUUUCCUCUGUACACUACGAAUGUAGACGCGUCUGGAAACCAGAUCACACGAGUGUCCCGAGCUUUUAUCAUCUGUUCCUCUCCGUUUUUUAAGAUCAGACUCACACGUCGUGUUAUUUCUGCGGUUUUAAUCAGGCUUUGAGAUGGAGAUGAUGGAGGUGCUAUCCUGAGAAUCGCCGGCUCCUCGCACGGAUUCGGAGGAGCGCAACCAUCUGCUCUUCUCCGACACGACACUGAACUUUGGUUUCACUUGUGUUUGUUAUUUUAUUUUCCGGUGUAAUGUAUCGGUACUUGUUUUAAAGAGAGGUGAUUGUACACUGCAAAAAAAAAAAAUGUUCUUAGUACUUAUGGCUUGUUAACC
Sinocyclocheilus anshuiensis is the source of this 4890-nucleotide messenger RNA. RefSeq names its product phospholipase C, beta 4b (gene plcb4b). The transcript is spliced from 40 exons. Gene Ontology annotation, molecular function: calcium ion binding; phosphatidylinositol-4,5-bisphosphate phospholipase C activity. Gene Ontology annotation, biological process: phosphatidylinositol-mediated signaling; lipid catabolic process; release of sequestered calcium ion into cytosol. The record is from RefSeq and is a predicted model, not a curated record. Bases 360 to 4091 code for a protein of 1243 amino acids. Lineage: Eukaryota; Metazoa; Chordata; Actinopteri; Cypriniformes; Cyprinidae.